AUGCUAUUCCUAAGCGCAGUCGCGUUCAUCACCCUAUUGAUGUCCUUUUCUCCUGCCAUGCAUGCACAAAACAUUCCCAACCAUUAUAUAAUUAAAGAACGAGGGGACCUUUCGAAACCCUAUUUGGAGGUCUUCGGUGCGAAUGGAAAACUUGCUUACACUUUCAGCAAAUCUAAAAGAGUCCCACCUCGAGGGAAGACCACGGUCAUUAUCACGGACUCAUCUCUCAAACAGCUAUUCUCUAUGUUCUCGGGGCCGAGAUGGUCUAAUGGGGGAAGACCAUUGUUACCCGGUAGCCCUGCAGGCUGA
Molecule: messenger RNA, 309 nt
Organism: Puccinia graminis f. sp. tritici CRL 75-36-700-3
Lineage: Eukaryota; Fungi; Basidiomycota; Pucciniomycetes; Pucciniales; Pucciniaceae
Exons: 2
Coding region: 1-309 (102 amino acids)
Source: RefSeq, a predicted model, not a curated record